AUGUUCUCGUCGCAGCUGGGUCGCGCCGCCCGUGUCGGCUCCCAGUCGGCCAGCAUCUCUACAUCCACUUGCGCAGUCGCCAACCGCGUCUCGUCAGCCGCUUGCCCAACUCUUCUUUCGCGCCAACGCCGACUCUCGUCAAGCAAGGCUUCAUGCCCGCCCAACGGUGAUUCGAACCGCUCUCGCCAGCCUGCUGCUGCGACCAAGCCAGAUUUACCUUCCUCGCGCCCGGCAAAGUCGCGCUCUUCUACCAAUCACAAGUCAAACUCGGCCAGUCGCAACCUGAAGGCCGCAAAAGAUGAGACUUUCGCCAACCUGCCUAGCGUGCCUUCGACCGAGCACAUCCUCCCUCAGGAUAUCACCCUCUCGUCAUUCUUCAGUCUCCACCGCCCACUCAGCCUGGGCUCUGCCAUUCCGCCCGCUGCCGACAUGACAGCCUUCAACACCAUCUUUGAGCCCAAGUCAAAACAACAGAAGACAAACGGGGACGUCAUUUUUACUCUCUCCAACGCCAUCAACAACAUCGAGAGCCAACAAAGAGACUCGGAUCUGGGUUGGGAGAUUAUUCAAGAGUCGGCAUCCAACUCAGAUAUCAAGCAUCUCGACGGUGUGCCUCGCUCAAGAUCGCUCGAGGAUUUGGUUGCACAGCUGAAGCCUUUCACUGCCCCUCCGCCACCUUCUCCUGUCAACAUUGAGCAGCAACAGCGCAAAGUCCGUGCUGCUCCUGCUCCCACUGUCAGCCAGAAACACUUCAAGACCACCAUUACCGUCACAGAGAACAAGCGUUCGGACGGCGUCACCUUCUACACUGCCUCGGCCACCCCUCCAGAGCCCGCUGCCAUCAAAGAAGCCCCAUCAUCCACCUCAACCACCCCAUUCAAGGAUCGCCUGCGAAACCGCGAGCUGAACUUUAUGGAGAAAGAGCUCGAACAACAUAGAAGCGACAUCUCCAUCUUGGAAGGCGAGAACAGCAAGGGAGAAAUGCACGCCAUUUCUGUCAAGAGACAGCGCAAGUUGAAGAUGAAGAAGCACAAGUACAAGAAGCUGAUGAAGCGCACGAGAAACUUGAGACGCAGGUUGGAUAGAAACUAG
Messenger RNA from Aureobasidium melanogenum CBS 110374, 1092 nucleotides. RefSeq lists its product as uncharacterized. Gene Ontology annotation, cellular component: mitochondrion. The record is from RefSeq and is a predicted model, not a curated record. Lineage: Eukaryota; Fungi; Ascomycota; Dothideomycetes; Dothideales; Saccotheciaceae. Gene Ontology annotation, biological process: mRNA processing. Bases 1 to 1092 code for a protein of 363 amino acids. The transcript is spliced from 2 exons.